Molecule: messenger RNA, 915 nt
Organism: Hibiscus syriacus
Lineage: Eukaryota; Viridiplantae; Streptophyta; Magnoliopsida; Malvales; Malvaceae
Product: 21 kDa seed protein-like
Exons: 1
Coding region: 40-705 (221 amino acids)
Molecular function (GO): endopeptidase inhibitor activity
Source: RefSeq, a predicted model, not a curated record
CUAAACCAACAACACAUCUCAACACACAAUCAGCUAAUCAUGAAAACCACAAGUGCUUCUGUAUUUCUCCUUUUCGUCCUGUUUGGCCUCGCCAACGCUGCAAACAAUGCUGUGCUGGAUAUUAACGGUGAAGAGGUCGUCACGGGUGUCCCAUACUAUGUAGUGUCGGGGAUAUGGGGCGCUGGAGGUGGAGGGCUUGCCAUAGGCAGGGAGAAAGGUAGACCAUGCCCGGAAAUCGUCGUUCAGAGACGAUCCGAUAUGGACUAUGGUAACCCCGUGAUAUUUUCUAAUGCGGACCCCAAUGAUGAUGUUGUCCGUGCGUCCUCCGACGUAAACUUGAAGUUCACUGGACCAAGAGACAGACUCUGCCUAACAUCAACGGUGUGGAAGGUUCAACAUCGCGACGACUCAACCGGAAAAAGGUUUGUGGAACUAGGUGGGGAGGAAGGAAACCCUGGUUGCGACACAAAGAAGAGUUGGUUUAAAAUAGAGGAGACCGGCACGGAACGUAUGUACAAAUUUAAGUACUGCCCUUCGGUAUGUGGUUCAUCCGCAACUGCUUGCAACGAAAUUGUGAGAGCUGAAGAUAACGAUGGACAAAUGCGUUUGGCUCUAUCCGAAGGCGAAGGGGCAUGGGCAUGGCCAUGGGUAUUUAUCAAAGCAAACCAACCACGUAGUAGGAUCCGACAAGUUGUUCGUGCUUAAUCGAAAGCCAUCCUUGUGCAUCAACUAAUUACUACUGUAAUAGUAGUAUUAGCUUUAAGUGAAUAAAGGGCCACUGCUUAAAUCUGAGAGAGCUUAUCAUUAAAGUUGCCUUGUUAGAGGCAGCAGCAUGCUCAUGCUUACAGAGUUUCCUCUCAGAGCCCUGCUUUGUACUCUUUUCAGCUUAUUGAAUAAAACUUUGUAGUUACUUCU